This is a messenger RNA of Epinephelus moara (kelp grouper), 1425 nucleotides long. Its product is annotated as P2Y purinoceptor 3-like. The record is from RefSeq and is a predicted model, not a curated record. NCBI's taxonomy places the organism in Eukaryota, Metazoa, Chordata, Actinopteri, Perciformes, Serranidae. Bases 403 to 1425 code for a protein of 340 amino acids. The transcript has a single exon. Gene Ontology annotation, biological process: G protein-coupled receptor signaling pathway. Gene Ontology annotation, cellular component: plasma membrane. Gene Ontology annotation, molecular function: G protein-coupled receptor activity.
AUACAGCACCCGACGCGCGCGUGUUGACGGUGUCAUUUAAUUUGGCAAUCGGCUUUAAUCUAAGCAUUAAUUAUUCUGCACGCCUUCUCUCUGGGGAAGGGCAAUCGCAUACUACAGUAUCUACAGUCUAUUAUGCGGGGCUUUUGAAAUGCCUCACGGUGUGCCAAUCUGUUUGCUCAUAUCCUAGAUAUGGCUUUAUAAUGGUUUACAUCACACGUGUGGGCUGGGAGCAGGAGGGGACGCACAAGUUGAACAAACACCUGCAUUUGGUAUUUCAUACACAAAGCACGUCAUCAUUACACAGUGCGCAGCAGACAGGUGAGGUGUGAGGAGAACUGGUCUAUCUAUUAAUCAAAGUGACUCGGCCUCCACAUUAUCAAACCACCUCAGCUGAUCUUAUGAAUGGAGGACUUUAAAAUCUGUCCAGUGACUAACUACUACAAAAGGAUCCUUCUGCCAGUGUCCUACAGCAUUGUGUUCCUGCUGGGCCUGAGUUUAAACGGCGCCCUGCUGUGGUGCGUGUGCUGUCGGCUGCGCCAUUGGAGCAGCACGGUCAUCUACUCGACCAACCUCGCCGUGGCGGAUCUCCUGUACGUGCUGGCCUUGCCCCCUCUCAUCAUCAGCAAUGCCAUGGGCAGCAUGUGGCCCUUCGGGAACGUCAUCUGCAAAAGCGUCAGGUUCUUCUUUUUUGUCAACCUGCACUGCAGCAUGAUGUUUCUGACGUGCGUCAGCGUGCACCGCUUCCUCGGAGUGUGCUUCCCCAUCGCUGCUGUGCGCCUCAGGACCAAAAAAGUCGCCCUCUUCGCGUCAGGCUCGGUUUGGAUCCUUGCCACUGCAGAGAUUUUACCCACAUUGGUCUUUGCGCACACAGGUGUGAUCAACAACAUGACUGUGUGUUUUGAGAUGACCAACCCGGGGCGGUUUAAAGUUUACUUCCCCUACGGAAUGUUUUUGGCCAUAGUGGGCUUUCUGAUCCCAUUCCUCGUCGUUAUCACCUGUUACUGCUCCAUGAUGACGGUGCUUUACUGCAGGGCCCCGGACAGCAUCUCCAACGCGAGGACAGCUCGGAUGCGCAACAAGUCUAUUUACACACUCCUGGUUGUGUGUCUCAUGUUUGUGGUGUGUUUUGUGCCUUAUCACAUCGCCCGGACCGUCUACUUGUUUGUGAGGGUCUACAUGCCCGAAGACUGUCACCUGCUGAACGUGGUCAUGAUCUCCUUCAAGGUGUGGAAGCCUGUGGUCAGUUUCAACUGCUGCGCAAAUCCCCUCUUCUACUUUUUAAGCUGUAAUCGGCACCGUCAGAGGCUCCGGGCCUGGCUGUGGAGGCGGAGGAAGAGGGUGCAGCCCGGUGUGAGUGUGGUGGAUGUAGGCAGCGCACACAGGUCCGCAGGGCAGAGAGCAUCCAUCAGAGGUCUCAUUAAGUGA